CGAAUGUCUUGGCAGCUACCAUAUGGAGAUGGAAGGACUGAAGAGGAUGGUGGAGCUGUUGAUCAGCUGGGACCUGGAUGUCGGGGUGCUGGUGACAGACCGACACAGACAGAUCGCUAAAUGGAUUCGCGAAAACAUGCCCAAUACACGGCACUGCUAUGACAUCUGGCAUGUUGCAAAAUCCAUCGGAAAGAAACUGAACGCCAUCUACAAGCAUAAGGACUGUGAAGACCUGAAGCCCUGGGUGCAAAGUAUAAUCAACCACCUCUACUGGGCAGCAGUGUCUACACCGCCUGGAGAGGGGGAACUUCUGGUUGCCAAGUGGAAGUCUGUGGUGCGACACAUUCAGAACAUCCACAAGGACUAUGGCGACCUCUUCCCAAUUUGUACUCAUGGACAACUGCAACGGCAAAAGAAAUGGCUCAAACAAAGUUCACGCUCAGCAGUGAAACUGGAGGAGGUGGUCAACAACAAGUCCCUGCUGAAAGAUAUCGCCAUGCUGUCGGGUGAACACCAGACUUCCAAGGUGGAGGCGUUCCAUAGCCUUAUCAUACAGUUCGCACCGAAAAUGUAUGUCUUCUCAUACAUCGGAAUGCUGUGCAGGAACCUGCUUGCUGGGCUGCACUGGAAUGAAAACUCGAGCCGCCCUAUAGCCACUACACAAGCGGGUGCUGAGCGCUAUGCAGUACGCUACCCGAAGUAUAAAGCAGGGGGCCAUGUGGUCAAGAAAAUCGCGACAGAGCCAACAUACCGCUACGUAGAUGACUUGAUCAGGGAGGUUGUUGCUGGCUGCAGACAGACCCCUGACCAGAGAACACCAGUCAGCGUCACUGUGGAUGUGCCUCCCUUCCUCUGCGAUGAACUGGAGAAGCCAGACAAGGAGGAAGCCAUCGCCAAGCACAGGAGUCGCUUCGGUAAGUGUUAACUGCCCUCCCAGUAACAGUUAGAGAUGCUACCUCAGUAGAAGCAUUUAAGUCCCAUCUUAAAACUCAUUUGUAUACUCUAGCCUUUAAAUAGACCCCCAUUUUUAGACCAGUUGAUCUGCCGUUUCUUUUCUUUUCUCCUCUGCCCCCCACCCCACACCCUCUCCCCCUUGUGGAGGGGUUAUUCCCGUGACCAUGGAUGAAGUGCUGGCUGUCCAGAGUUGGGUCCCGGGUUGGACCGCUCGCCUGUGCAUCGGUUGGGGACAUCUCUGCGCUGCUGACCCGUCUCCGCUCGGGAUGGCCUCCUGCUGGCCCCACUAUGGACUGGACUCUUACUAUUAUGUUAGAUCCACUAAGGACUGGACUUUCACAAUAUUAUGUCAGACCCACUCGACAUACAUUGCUUUCGGUCUCCCCUAGAGGGGGGGGUUACCCACAUAUGCGGUCCUCUCCAAGGUUUCUCAUAGUCAUUCACCGACGUCCCACUGGGGUGAGUUUUUCCUUGCCCGUAUGUGGGCUCUGUACCGAGGAUGUCGUUGUGGCUUGUGCAGCCCUUUGAGACACUUGUGAUUUAGGGCUAUAUAAAUAAACAUUGAUUGAUUGA
This is a messenger RNA of Entelurus aequoreus (snake pipefish), 1527 nucleotides long. RefSeq lists its product as uncharacterized. The record is from RefSeq and is a predicted model, not a curated record. Lineage: Eukaryota; Metazoa; Chordata; Actinopteri; Syngnathiformes; Syngnathidae. The coding region runs from base 23 to 925 and encodes 300 amino acids. The transcript is spliced from 6 exons.